Messenger RNA from Lingula anatina, 2080 nucleotides. RefSeq lists its product as uncharacterized. Gene Ontology annotation, biological process: regulation of transcription by RNA polymerase II. The record is from RefSeq and is a predicted model, not a curated record. Lineage: Eukaryota; Metazoa; Brachiopoda; Lingulata; Lingulida; Lingulidae. Gene Ontology annotation, cellular component: nucleus. Gene Ontology annotation, molecular function: RNA polymerase II cis-regulatory region sequence-specific DNA binding; DNA-binding transcription factor activity, RNA polymerase II-specific.
CGUCACUCGUGUUGAGAUGGAGGUUUAGUCAACAUCUAAAAAUAAACCAUAGGAAGCUAUUGGAAAUACCUGAGAAAACGGCCUGCCACGUAUUUAUCAAAGUGUGUUUUUGUCCAGUUAAAAGAUUGGAGGUGGACCGACAGGGUUGAGCUAACUGAGAUAUUGUCCCAGCACCAUGUCAGUUGACACACAGACAUCAGAUGUGCUGGACCUAUUGUUUGACAAGCAUGGGGGGAUCAUAGGGGGCGACCUAGAGGCACCUGCUUCUCUAGACUUUAAUGAUUUGCAGAACUACACAGAUGAUUUUCUGACAUACAUGUUAGACCAGAGCCCCACAACUGACUUAUCUACACCUCUGAUUGACACAGCUUUAAUUGGAAACAACCAGAACAACCAGGACCAUGUGACACAGGACAGGACACAGACACGAUCCCCGUCAACCAACAGUGACAGUGGGGUGUCAACAGAUGUCCCUUCUCCACAGAGCACUGACCAGUCAGAGAUGAGUCCUUACAUUAACAACAGUUCUCCAGAGAUGUACCAGAACCAGAGUUCUCCUGCACUGAGUGAUGAACAAACCAGAGAUGUUUUCUACAGUGGUGUCGAGCUGGAUCAUGAUUACACAUGUACUCCUCUGAAUAACACGGGACUCGAGGACUAUGACAUUAAGGAAUUAAAUCUAGAAGGCAUAGAUACAGGCUGUCUGUUUGAUAGCACCACAACAAUGGAGUGUACAGAUCCCAUGGCUGCCACUAACAUUGACAUUGAUUUGGAUUUUGAUGAAAAUGAAGACUCUGAGUCCACACAGCAUGUUAAAAUAGUUCACAUCCGUUCCCCCAGUAAUGGUAGUAGCAGCAGUGAACUCCCCUUCACAGUGCAGGACUGUACCACUACCACUAGAACCAAGUUCCCAGAAAUCCAGCUAACAAGUGAAGAGAAGAAGCUGCUAGCCAGGGAAGGUGUCACAUUACCCACACAUCUGCCUCUGACCAAAGAAGAAGAAAGAGUUCUUAAAGCAGUGAGGAGGAAAAUCAGGAACAAAGAGUCUGCAAAGAAUAGUCGAAAGAAGAAACAGGAGUACACAGAAGGCCUUGAAAGCAGAGUAAAGGCAUGCACUGUGCAAAACCAGCAAUUGCAGAAGAAAGUUAAAACUCUGGAAAAACAUAACUUAUCUCUACUCACUCAGUUGAAGAAACUUCAAGCAAUGCUGAACUUAACAAACAAGCCUGCACAAACUAGCACCUGUGUCAUGGUACUGGUCCUGUCAUUUGCUUUCUUUAUUCUGCCAAGUUUUAACCCGUUUGUCUCCCAGCAGGGUAUGCAGAGGGAGAAGAUCAUCCCUAUGGCAGGUCGCUCCAGAAGUUUGUUGACUAUGGAGGACCUUGCCACGGACAUCAGUGAGCCGUACGACCUGACCAUCCGUCCCGGCCCCCCCUGGGAGGUCCCCCCUAAGACCCCUGUGAUCCACUUACCUCCAGUACCCCAGCACCCUCUGCAGGUGAACAUCACACCUGAGGACACUGUGAACCUGUCUGCAGCUGAAUACCAGCCAGAAAGUGUGGAAAAUCUGGUAGAACAGACCAAAAAUAUGUACUUAGACAAAGAAGGAAAUCAGGACAAAGAGCUAAUUGACCAAUCACAGCCUGACUUAACAGAGACUGAUAUCGACAGCAGUUCUCAUUUAAAACGAGUCUCAGAUGAACAUCCUGUUGAAAGGGGGAAGGACCUUUAAGUGAAAAUAGAAAAAUUGAUGAAUAGCAGGUCUAAAAACAUCCUCCCUCUCAUCUGAAGGAUGUUCUUUGGUAAAAAUAUUCAGAAUGCAAUUUGGUUCAUGAGACUUGUGGACUUUUUGGUACAAAAUUCAUUCAUGGUGGCUACAAAUACCUUAAGAGAGAACAGAGGGCAUGACAACUGUGUUUUACUCUUUUUUUUUCAAAAUGCAUCUUAGAUGUACAUAGAAUAUAUAUUUUACCACGAGGAUGACUGGUUUCGUCUCUAUAUAUUUUGUGGUUUUGUAGCCUAAGCAGAGCAUAAAACUAUAUUUGACGCAAAAGUUUGUGUAAUAAACUUUUAACUAGCU